UGAAAAUCACUCAGAAGAGUGGAACAGCGCCUGGAAACGGCACGAAGUGCAGAAGUACAACAACGGCUGGAGGAAAGGCAAAGAGCAGCAGUGCAUCAGAUGCAAGCAAAGUGGAGAGCAUUGCAAAACAGCAGCACAAAGAGAGAGGCUAAUGUUGCAGGAGAGAGACAAUUUGUUAAAAGUAAUAAUAAUGAUCCAAAAAUGUCAGAUUGUGGUGACAUGCAGGUCAACCAUACCUGUGCAUCAAAUAAGAAUAAUGUAAAUGACAAAAAAGACAAUCGAAGUUCACUCUUCAAUGGACAGUCCUCAACAAAACCCCAGACAGUUGCGUUUGAUAAAGCUGCAUCAUCAUCACCAAAUGUCAAGUUUAUCAAGGAGGUCUCCAAGAGAGUGCAUAAGGCUAUGGCUAUGGCUACCACCUCUACAAAUAAUGGAGCUGUGUCUUCAAGCAAAAGCACAAGUAAGGUGUCAAGCACGUCAGAAAACAGUGAUGCAGAGAAGAGUACAAAUGAAAAGAAAUCCAUUGAGGAUGAAUUGAAACAGGAAGAUGAAGAUGGACCUUGGGUGAAUGAUGAAAUCAAAAAGCAAAUUGACCUGCGAAAUGGAGCAUACAAAACUCUUCUUGAAGAAAAGGGAUGAGAAAGUCCUAAACUACUAUCUCAGGUUGAAAGAACGUAUCAGGAAAAUGAUUGCUCAUGCCAAGCAGCGUCACUUGACCGGAAAAGCG
Messenger RNA from Macrobrachium nipponense, 727 nucleotides. RefSeq lists its product as uncharacterized. The transcript has 2 exons. The record is from RefSeq and is a predicted model, not a curated record. Bases 100 to 639 code for a protein of 179 amino acids. NCBI's taxonomy places the organism in Eukaryota, Metazoa, Arthropoda, Malacostraca, Decapoda, Palaemonidae.